Abrus precatorius (Indian licorice) is the source of this 1694-nucleotide messenger RNA. Its product is annotated as 60S acidic ribosomal protein P2-4-like. Bases 88 to 492 code for a protein of 134 amino acids. The transcript is spliced from 3 exons. The record is from RefSeq and is a predicted model, not a curated record. NCBI's taxonomy places the organism in Eukaryota, Viridiplantae, Streptophyta, Magnoliopsida, Fabales, Fabaceae. Gene Ontology annotation, molecular function: structural constituent of ribosome. Gene Ontology annotation, biological process: cytoplasmic translational elongation. Gene Ontology annotation, cellular component: ribosome; cytosolic large ribosomal subunit.
CCCUAACCCUAUUUAUAAAAUUACAGACACAUCGGUUCUUCCUUCACCUUCACAACUUCACUCUCAAAUCGCCCAUUCUUCUGCAAAAUGAAAGUCAUCGCUGCGUAUUUGCUCGCUGUCUUGGGAGGCAACACUGCCCCUUCCGCCGAUGACCUAAGGGACAUCCUUGGCGCUGGUACACUCUUCUCUAUUGCAACGUUUUCGUAUUUUCAAUCACCGUUCAGAUUUAUUUCAAUUGGAGCAGAAGCGAAUGAUGACAAUAUCAGUAACUUCUUGUCCGAAGUGAAGGGCAAAGAUAUUGCAGAGGUUAUUGCCGCCGGUAGGGAACAAUUAGCCUCCGUGCCUUCUGGCGGUGGAGCCGCCGUUGCCGUGGCCCCUGCUCCCGGAGGAGGUGGUGGUAGUGCUCCGGCCGCUGCCGAAUCGAAGAAAGAGGAAAAGGUGGAGGAGAAGGAGGAAUCAGAUGACGAUAUGGGUUUCAGUCUAUUUGAUUAAUUGGUAAGCUGUUCACCCUUGGUUCAGAACAUAUUACCAAUUUAGGGUACUUUAGUUUUGCAUUUUAUAUUUUUUUUUUGUUAAAGUAGUAUUCAUGCCAGAGAACUGUGUGAAAGAAUUCGGCUUAAUAUUGUUUACGUUCGUGAUGUUAUGGAAGUUUCGUGAUGUUAUGGAAUUCAUGUUUACUUUAAUGCUAGACACUUUCUUUAUUGGAAUUCAGUGUAUGUGUCUAUCGAUUGGAGUUAAUAGGGGUUAUUUAUUCAAUUGAAAUUCACACGAUCAAAAUUUUUCAGUGUCACUGAAUGGUGGAUGAUAUUGAAGACUACUUUGGCUAGUAUUGGUGAAACAAAUCAUGCGGUACAAAAAAUAAAAGAUUUGGCUGUGAGAUCCUACUUGAAAUAUAGGAAGUAAUGGCUAUAGUAUGUCCAGAUGAAUGAUUAUUUCAUGUUUAGUAGUAUGAAAACAAGAAUGCACACAGAUGAAACUACGCGUAACGAAGCUACUUACACAUGGUUGUUUAAUAACAGGAGUAAGUAUGGUGAAAAAGGUUGAGAGAGAGGUGUAGAUAAACUACUAGGCAUGUAUUCCUUGAAGUCGGAUAUAAAAUUUUUAAAGAAAUUUUCCGCUUGCCAUAUAACCACAAAAAAUUUGUGUCCUUCCGAAAGAGAUUCUUUCGUAUUUUAUGGGCCAAGGGCACAAGAAGACGUAUAUUAUUCAACUAGCAAAGGAAAGUCCAAAUUCUUUGCCCGAGGCUGGAGCUAGCAACUUUGGUUCCACCCCCAAAACACCUGCACAAGUUUCCCCUAUUUUCAGUCACAAUGUCCAAAACUUAGGCUUUGGUAAAUUCUGGAUUGUUGUUUGCCUCCAAAUAGCACUGUCUCACGGACAUUGUCGCCAUAAUUGUCCAGGCAGUACAAAUGCACUGGAAUAAAGGUAUGGAAGGCUAUCAUACUCAACUAUUUUCCCAUUUUCAGUUGCUUUGAUGGUCUACGAUGAACAAAACACGCACAAAAUGUGAUGACAUCAGCAAGCAUGAUGCUUAACAAGAGACUCUCAUGAAGGGAUAAAUCUUUUUCUUUUUUUUAACAUUUCAAAGGAUAAAUAUGAUUAGUAGUCACUUUUAGGAAAAUGAAUGCCACGGUCAAAAGGGCCUUUAGCGUGUAAAUGGUAUGUUCAAGUUUUUUAGCAUAAAUGGAGAAACA